Messenger RNA from Spizellomyces punctatus DAOM BR117, 2256 nucleotides. RefSeq names its product OPT family small oligopeptide transporter. The transcript is spliced from 17 exons. The record is from RefSeq and is a predicted model, not a curated record. Gene Ontology annotation, biological process: transmembrane transport. Lineage: Eukaryota; Fungi; Chytridiomycota; Chytridiomycetes; Spizellomycetales; Spizellomycetaceae. Gene Ontology annotation, molecular function: oligopeptide transmembrane transporter activity. The coding region runs from base 1 to 2256 and encodes 751 amino acids.
AUGAGUAACGCGCAAGACGUAAAGGUCGGCCACACUGUGGAGAACCUCCAAGAUCCGAUCGGCGCCUUUGAUGACAUCAAAAAAGAUGUGGAAGCCGAGGUUCAUACGGAAAAGGAGGGUGAAUCCCAGGCCGUGGAUGAAUUGGUCGCAGCAGCCGUCGAAGAAACCGACGAUCCUGCUACUCCCGUCAUAACCUUUAGGUUCAUUUCUAUGAGCAUCUUUUGGGCUGUCGCCGUUUCCGGGAUCAAUCAGUACAUGUGGUUCCGUGCCUUGCCCAUUCAGCUUCAAACUGUCGCGGUCCAACUGCUUUCCUUCUUUAUGGGGAAAUUUUUGGAGCGAGCCCUGCCUACCACCAAAUAUCACCUCCCACUCAUUGGUGAAUGGACUAUGAACCCCGGUCCGUUCAACAAGAAGGAACACUGCCUCAUCAAUGUUUUUGCCAAUGCUGGCUUCCAGAGCGCUUACGCUGUCGAUAUCGUUGUUAUUCAACGUGCUUGGUAUAAACAAAACUGGGGAGCAGCGUACGGAAUUCUUCUCGUACUCACGACACAAAUGUUUGGGUAUGGUAUUGCUGGUAUCUGCCGAAAUAUCCUUGUGUACCCCCCGUCCAUGAUCUGGCCGACCAACCUUGUCAGCACAACAGUAAGGGCAUUCGAUAUUUAUGGCGGACGUCAACGAUUCUUCGGGCUUGUCUUUGCUGGCGCUUUCAUCUGGUACUGGUUUCCAGGAUACAUUAUGCCCAUCAUUUCUUCCCUUUCGAUUAUGUGCUGGUUCGCACAAACAAACCCUAUUGUGGGAAAUUUGGGAUCAGGUAGUUUGGGAAUGGGAAUUGGAAACUUUACCCUCAACUGGUCUCAAGUCAUUGCUUACUUGACGUCGCCCCUUGCCUACCCCACCUUUGCCAUUGCAAACAUCUUGGUCGGUGCCCUUGCCAUCUUCUGGGUCAUUACCCCUUGGAUGUACUACACCAACUUUUGGGACUCCAAGCUCUUCCCUAUCCUCUCUUCUGGCAACUAUGCCGUGCUCAAGAAUGAGACAACCGGUGAAAUCUACGACAUUGACCGCAUUUUGACGCCUGAGAAGACGCUCAACAUGACCGCGUACAACGAGUACUCUCCUCUCCGCCUCUCCACUGUUUUUGCUUUUACCUACGGAGUCAGUUUCGCUGCCCUUACUUGCAUCUUCACGCAUGUCCUUCUUUACAAUGGAAAGGAUAUCUGGCAACGAUUCCGGAAAUCCAGGACCGAAGAUGGCGACAUCCACAACAAGAUGAUGAAAGCUUACCCUGAAGCCCCCCUGUGGUGGUACUUUUCUCUGUGGCUCGUUACUUUGGCCGUCAGUAUCUUUGUGGCUGAAUAUUGGGAGACCCACUUGCCAUGGUGGGGUGUAAUGCUUGCGGCUGCCAUGGCCAUCAUUACGACGAUCCCCAUCGGUAUCGUGACCGCUACGACGAAUAACAUGCCUGGAACGAACGUUAUCACCGAGCUUGUUAUUGGUUAUCUCUUGCCCGGGAAGCCUAUUGCCAACAUUCUGUUCAAGACCUACGGUUAUAUUGGACAAUACCAGGCAAUCACCUUUUUGCAGGAUCUAAAGCUAGGACACUACAUGAAGGUCCCUCCAAGAGCCAUGUUCAUUGCUCAAACGGCUGGAACGCUUGUCUGUGGCAUUAUUCAAUACCUCGUUAUGGAUUCCAUUAUGACCAACGCAAUCAAGGAUGACCCAGCCAAUAUGUCACCAAACUCCCAGUACCCUACGCCCAAUGCCCAUGUGUUCUACUCAGCAUCCGUGAUUUGGGGUGUCAUUGGACCUAAUCUCAUGUUCGGUCCUGAAUCGCUCUACAGCGCCAUGUAUUGGUUCUUCUUGAUUGGCUUUUUGCUUCCGAUCCCUGCUUGGCUGCUCCACAAAAAGUACCCCAACUUUGGCUGGGACAAUGUUCACUGGCCCGCCAUUCUGAACGGCACCCUCUUGAUCCCCCCAGCUGCCCCCGUCAACUAUAUUACCUGGGGUAUUGUCGGUAUCACAUUCAACCACUACAUUCGCAAAAACCGGUCGCGGUGGUGGAAGAAAUACAACUAUGUGCUGUCUGCUGCCUUGGAUUGUGGAACCAUUGUCGCAACCCUUGUCAUUGCCAGUCUGUUACAAAACGGAUCCUACAAGGCCGACAUGCCGGAAUACUUUGGCAACAGACCGUUCCUAGACCCCGCCACGGGCGAUACUCAAGAAUACUGUCGUAUCGAUCACGGCGACCUCCUUUAG